CAGGAAUUGACGCCGUGCAGAGAUGGCAGUACAAGCAGUUCAUAUUCAGGGGGAUGCCUUUUUGGUCUGUGUCACCCAUUCGCUGAGUACGGAAAGAGAAGAGGUUAUGGGGUUGUGCAUAGGAGAGGUGGACACUCAGAAAGUUGUGCACAUUCACUCAGUUAUUAUCCUGCGGCGUUCUGAUAAAAGGAAGGAUCGAGUAGAGAUUUCACCUGAGCAACUUUCUGCAGCAACUACAGAGGCUGAUAGACUGGCUGAGAUCACUGGACGUCCUAUGAGAGUGGUUGGGUGGUAUCACUCCCACCCUCACAUCACUGUAUGGCCCUCCCAUGUGGAUGUGCGCACUCAGGCUAUGUAUCAAAUGAUGGAUGUUGGAUUUGUUGGUCUAAUUUUCUCAUGCUUCAUUGAGGACAAGAACACCAAGACUGGCCGUAUCCUGUACACCUGUUUCCAGUCAGUUCAAGCACAGAAGAGUUCAGAAUAUGAACGGAUUGAGGUGCCUUUACAUGUGGUCCCACACAAUACAAUUAGGAAAGUUUGCCUUGAGUCAGCUGUGGAACUCCCUAGAAUCCUUUGUCAGGAGGAGCAAGAUGCCUAUCGCAGGAUACAUAGUCUUGGUCACUUGGAUUCUAUCACGAAGAUUCACAAUGGCUCUGUUUUCACCAAGAACCUAUGUGGGCAGAUGUCGGCAAUUAGUGGACCACUGCUCCAGUGGCUGGAGGACCGUCUAGAACAGAACCAACAGCGGGCUCAGGAGCUGCAGAGUGAGAAGGAGCAGCUUCUGCAGGAGCUGAAGGCUCUUGGCUGAGUUCACAAAGACUGUAUAAUGGGGCACAGGCAUAUGCAUUAAAGAGAGAAGAUCAUGGAGGGUGUCCUGCUCUCGUUUUGUUUUUUGAUAGUUUAUUGUGGACUAUUUCCUCCAACUGUAACUCCAGUGAGGAUCCUUUCUGUGAUUUAACAUGAGAACAAUGGCCUUGUCCAAACUGCUAUGUGAGCUUUACACUGAAUGCAUCCAAAUACUUCAGCUAAUAUUGAUAAUACCACCUCUCCUCAGUUUUCCCAGGAAUGGUUUGUUUCUGUUGCCUACAGAUAGAAUUUGAAACUGCACAUAAACAAUGCUGGAAAUUAUAUAAAUUAUUUUAUUUCCCACUGCUUUAGUUAGCAAUAAUUAAAAGGUAUAGCACUCCUUUUCUAAAAAUAUAAAACCUAAAGUACAAUAGUACUGAAGAAAAUCCAGGCUGACCGUUGUAUUUAUUAUAUAUUUCAUAUAAGUAGCAUGAAUUUUUGCAAGUACUCGUGUAUAUAUACAAUACAUUUGUAAAAUUGUUUGAUAGGUUGAGUGGAUUAGUACUUCUAAAUAAAUAGCAUUUAAGGAUUUCCCAGCACUAAAAUACAUCCAUGAGGAAUAUAUAUCACGUUGCGAAAGAAAGUAGUUCUGAUGUUAAGUUGGCCAUCACUUAAAGGUCUGCUCAUUUGGGAAAGUUGCCAAACAUAUGCCAAGCAUAUCUUUCCCCGAUAUGCCCUUCUUGAAGUGGACAAUGUCGGGAUAAGGGCCAAACAAUUAAAUCACAGCAAUGGUAAGUGCAGGCCAUGGGGUCAAUUAGCUGAUGCUGUCCUUGCCCCAAUGUUUAAACCUGACCAAUCAAUAUCUGAUUUUAUUGUCUGUGUAUGGCCACCUUUAGGUUAGUAUUAACAAUUACCUAAUUUUUGCCUACUAGGGAACACCACUGGUCCUUAGGAGAUUUCCUGCCAAGGUUUUACAAAGAGAAAACUUCUGUAAUGCCUGAUAGCUACGUUUAAAAAAACGGGUAUGGGCAGAGAUAUCACUGAUAAAUCUACUUUCAUCUACUUCUUGCACACCUGGUUCUGUAUGCAGAGUAAACCACAGGGACUUAAAGCAGCAAUCUCUAUGUCUCCUUAUCAUUAAGCGAGAAUGCACAUUUUUUCCUAUUAUAGUUUUAAUUCAAUCAAUAGUGCUUGUUCUGAACAUACUGUUUUUUCAUUACAAAAUAUCUGUUUUUCAUAAAUAAAACAAUAGGCAAAAAGCGAUGUUCAGUACAAGCACCAUUAAUUGAAUUUAUGUUGAACAACGGGGUAUUCUGUCCCUUUAAGAGCUAUUUGUUAUCAAGGGCCACAUGAAUGCUUUCUGUUUUAAGAAAGCUUUUACUGUACAGUUGUAUGAGAAAUAGUUUUAUUCAAGUGCCGUAAAGUACUUUUGAUGAAUGGGAAAUUACUUUAGGGCUCUUCCAAAACUUUUAUGAAACUUAAAUAGCUUUUAAAUGUCUUUUGUUACAUAGGGCUGCUAUAUCUAUCAAGUUGUACAGCAUCUCUUUACUCUAAAAUAAAUUCCUUAAGCUACUUUUGA
Xenopus tropicalis (tropical clawed frog) is the source of this 2365-nucleotide messenger RNA. It is a transcript of the gene brcc3, whose product is annotated as BRCA1/BRCA2-containing complex subunit 3. Gene Ontology annotation, biological process: DNA repair; protein K63-linked deubiquitination. Lineage: Eukaryota; Metazoa; Chordata; Amphibia; Anura; Pipidae. Gene Ontology annotation, molecular function: peptidase activity; cysteine-type deubiquitinase activity. Gene Ontology annotation, cellular component: spindle pole; nucleus; BRCA1-A complex. The record is from RefSeq and is marked provisional.